AAACCUUUCAACAAUGGACGAAACGUCGCAAAUCCUUUCUCCUGCGAUUCGUAAGCACCAGCAAGCAGCUCUUGACAUACGGCAAGCUAGUCGUCACCAUGGAUCUCUUCUCCUUUUAGGUCAAUUGGUUGCGCGCAAAGUAGAUCCGAGUCUGCCCGCUUCAUAUCAGUCCCACUGUCCGGUCUUCCUGGCCAUCCGGUAGUGGACAGCUGUAGCCGAACCUCUGAUCUUGAUAACUAAACGAAAAAAUAGCCACACUGCACGACAAUGUGCGGAAUCAUAGGUUGUAUACACGCUGACAGCAAGUCGCCUGCUGCCGUCGAGAUACACGAUGCCCUAUAUCUACUGCAACACCGUGGACAAGAUGCAUGUGGCAUAGCAACAUGUGCAGCUGGCGGACGCAUAUAUCAGUGCAAGGGCAACGGAAUGGCCGCCAAAGUCUUCCACGACGGCUCCCGCGUUGCCGACCUCCCGGGUUACAUGGGCCUGGGCCAUUUGCGAUAUCCCACCGCCGGCAGCAGCGCAAACUCGGAGGCCCAACCUUUUUAUGUGAACAGCCCAUACGGCAUCUGUUUCACACACAAUGGGAAUCUUAUCAAUGCUCCGGAGCUCAAGGAGUAUCUCGACAAAGAGGCGCAUCGGCACAUCAAUACAGACAGCGACAGCGAGCUCAUGCUUAACAUCUUCGCAAGCGAGCUUAACGAGACUGGGAAAUCGCGUGUCAAUGCGAAUGAUUGCUUCGCUGCUUUGUCUAGGAUGUAUCAACGCUGCAUAGGUGGCUGGGCCUGCACCGCCAUGAUUGCCGGAUUUGGUCUGAUUGGAUUCCGCGAUGCGUAUGGUAUCCGCCCCAUGGUGCUGGGCUCCAAGCCGUCGGAAAGUGGCCACGGCAUCGAUUACAUGAUGGCCUCCGAGUCCGUAGCACUGGUACAAUGCGGCUACAAAAAUUUUGUGGAUAUCAAACCCGGCGAAGCGGUCAUCAUCGAACGCGGGAAAGAGCCCGUGUUCCAUCAAGUUCAGGAACAGCUUGCGUACUCACCUGACAUUUUUGAAUACGUUUAUUUUGCUCGUCCAGACACAAUCAUCGAUGGCAUCGAUGUUGACGAAGCGCGCCGAAGUAUGGGCUUCAGGCUCGCGGCGAAGAUUAGACGAGUUUUGGGCGAGGAUGGCCUGAAAGACAUUGACGUGGUCAUGCCGAUACCUGAAACCGCCAUUACGGCAGCACAGUGCGUCGCGGUGGCUCUGGGCAAGGAGUACGUCCAGGGUUUCGUUAAGAACCGCUACAUCUUCCGAACAUUUAUCAUGCCAAAUCAGAAGGCAAGACAAAAAGGUGUCCGCGCGAAGCUGAAUCCGAUGCCGAAGAAGUUUGCCGGCAAGACGGUUCUCCUUGUGGACGACAGUAUCGUACGAGGAACGACUAGUCGAGAAAUCGUCAUCAUGGCCAGAGAAGCUGGCGCGAAGAAAGUCGUCUUCACAAGCUGUGCACCCCCAAUCACCAACCCUCACAUUUAUGGCAUCGAUUUGGCCAGUGCGUCGGAGCUUAUAGCACAUCAUCGCACCCAGGAAGAUAUCGCUAGGCACAUCGGUGCAGACUCCGUCAUCUACCAAGAUCUGCCAGACCUUGAGCAAGCCUGUUUGUCUCUUGCUCCACCCAACGGACCAAAACGCUUCGAGGUCGGCGUCUUCUGUGGCAAAUAUGUCACCCCCGUCAGCGAGGGUUACAUAGAACAUCUCGAACGGAUCAGGGGCGAUAGGAAAAAGGCCAAGCUCGUAGAGAAUGCACGAAUGGCUGUCAACCAAGGGAUUGCUGACAUCAACACCAUAAAGCUCGCGAAGAAUGGCGCCACUUUGGACACGAACGGCCAGAUUGUGGCUGCAGCAACUCCGGGGACCGAGAAAGACGACCCGUUGAGUUCAAUGAACAACGGGAUGGUCAGUCUAACGGGCCAAUUUGAGCAGGACGACAGUCACAGGACAGAACCCGUCAGCUCGACGCAAGACAUUAGCUUGCAUAACCUCAACGACUUUCAGGGCCAGAGAUAGCUCUCAGGAUGGCGGAUAUAGUGCAUUUCGUAGGGUGGAUAGGGUCGGGGAAAGUGCCGAUGACAUCCGUCGGGACACUCGUUAGUAGAGACGGGAAAUACGGCAACGUACUUGAAAUCUGCACAGUUCGAGAUGUGACACAGCCAAACAAACCGUUGUAUGCCUGGUAACAUCGUCUAUCCUCUACUUCACGUCCAUCUCGAGUUCUCUCUCUUGUCCCACGCGGUUCUCAACCUGCGAGAACGCAAGAUCCAUGCAAUAGAUACGCUCAUCUUUCGUAGCUUGUUGCAUUUUUUUUUCCCCAAACGUGUUCUGCGUCACGAAUAGAUAUAACCAAAAACGUUUCAUAACGAGAUUCGCU
Verruconis gallopava is the source of this 2401-nucleotide messenger RNA. RefSeq names its product amidophosphoribosyltransferase. Bases 268 to 2040 code for a protein of 590 amino acids. Gene Ontology annotation, biological process: purine nucleotide biosynthetic process; purine nucleobase biosynthetic process. The transcript has 3 exons. Gene Ontology annotation, molecular function: amidophosphoribosyltransferase activity. Gene Ontology annotation, cellular component: cytoplasm. The record is from RefSeq and is a predicted model, not a curated record. NCBI's taxonomy places the organism in Eukaryota, Fungi, Ascomycota, Dothideomycetes, Venturiales, Sympoventuriaceae.